AGGCAAGAACAAGAGGCUAAGCCAAACAACUCUGUUCACCUCCCUCUCGCCUGCCUUUCAAUUUCAAACACAACACAAGCUCCUUACAAAGCUUCACUUCGGACUCCGAUUCUCAGAACACUUAUUCCUACAGUUACCCGAACUCCACCUUGCAAAUUCCAACACUUUCCCUUUAAACCCUCUCGAAAAAUCCCUAAUUUCUUCUGUAUCCUCCUCCAUGGUGAACGAAUUGGAGCAACCUCGUCCCACCGGCCGGUGAUUCUCGGGUGUCUCAUCCACAUUCCUUUCAUUGUUGGUUGGUUUUUGCUUCAUUAGUUUGAUCAUAUACUAUCAAGAACAUGGGCAGUACAUUCAAUCCUCAGAUUUUAGUGGACAAGCUGGCCAAGCUUAACAACUCACAGACAAGCAUAGAGACUUUAUCACAUUGGUGUAUUUUUCAUAUGAAUAAGGCCAAACAAGUUGUAGAAACAUGGGACAGACAAUUUCAUUGCUCGCCACGCGAGCGGAGAUUGGCUUUUUUGUAUCUUGCAAAUGACAUCUUGCAGAAUAGCAGGAGAAAAGGUUCUGAGUUUGUUGGUGAAUUUUGGAAGGUUCUUCCAGAUGCUCUUCGUGAUGUGAUGGAUAAUGGAGACGAGUUUGGCAGAAAUGCUGCGCGGCGGCUGAUUAAUAUUUGGGAGGAAAGGAAAGUUUUUGGUUCUCGAGGGCAAAUUCUGAAGGAAGAGCUUGUGGGAAGGCAUCUAGAAAAUUAUAACAGAAACGGGAAGCAUCAGGGCUUGAAAUUGCAGAAGCAGCCUAUUGGAAAUACAGUGGACAAAAUAGUCUCAGGUUAUCAAGUUGUUUAUGGUGGCCAGAUUGAUGAAGAUGUUGUAUUGAACAAAUGUAGGAAUGCUAUUAGCUCUAUUGAGAAAGUAGAGAAGGAAAUUGGUAGUGACAUCCAUUCAGGACAAUUGCAUGGAUCUUCAUUGGUGGAGGAGUUGCGGGGUCAGCAUGCUACACUAAGGAACUGCAUUGAGCAAUUAACAGCAGUGGAGUCAUUGAGAGCGAAUCUUGUUAGUCAUUUGAGGGAAGCUGUUCAGGAACAGGAAUCAAAGCUGGCGCAAAUCCGCAAUGAGUUACAGGCUGCACAAUCACAGUCAGAGCAGGUCUGCCGGCAGUUACUGAAUUGUGACAAUGUGCCAAUGCUAGCUGAGCAGAACACGAAGGAAGCUCAUGCUUCAAUGGCACCUCCAAGCUUUAUAUCAGGAGACAGAGAACAGUCAGCUCCUGUAAUGUACACUCGGCAGGUAUCUUUUCCUGAAAAGUCUGGUCAUGUGGAGGAGGACCCUCGGAAGUCUGCAGCUGCGGCUGUGGCAGCAAAGCUAACUGCUUCAACAUCCUCUGCCCAGAUGCUCUCUUACGUCCUCUCCUCCUUGGCAUCUGAGGGUGUCAUUGGUAAUUCAAGCAGAGAACACUCAAGUGAUUUUCCUUCAGAGAAGAGGCCUAAGGUUGAGAAUGAGCAAUCUUACUUGCCACCAAACCAGCAGCCUCCAGUGCCUUCUUUCCCACACCCUGAAUCUAUGCAACAUAAUAUAACGACCACAACUCAACAAUCAACUACAAAUGACCCACCGCCUCCCCCACCAUCAUCUCCGCCACCAAUGCCUCCACUACCACCUGUGCCACCGUUUCAGAUGCCCCAGUACAUUCAAAAUCCUGCAGCUAUGUCCAGUGCCCCAUACAGCUACAACAUGAGCCAAACACCACCACCUACCAUGGCUGCAUAUCCUGGAGUUGCAGCUUCAGUGACAGGCAUGUCUCCUUUUGCACCACCUCCAACAAAUCCUUAUCAGAGUUUUCAAGGUUCUGAUGGUAAUUUCUAUAGCCAACCAUCAUCAGUGCCAAUGGCACCAAUUUCUCGACAGUAGGAUGUCAGUGAGGGCUGCUCUGAUAGAUUUUACUGGUUUAACAGGUGGCAUCUCUUCUCGAUAAUUAUGAGGCCGUGUUGUGAAUUGGUACUAGGACCCCUAAUGGUUGUGUUAUUAUACAGCCUAAUCUAGAAUUGCACAUAGUGAAUGUUUGUAACCUAAGUUUUGAAUUGGUUUUAGAUUCGAUGUUACUAAAAAUUUAUUGCAUUGUUGAACAUAGAAAAGGAAUUUUACUUGUGUUUAGACCGUCA
Molecule: messenger RNA, 2155 nt
Organism: Mangifera indica (mango)
Lineage: Eukaryota; Viridiplantae; Streptophyta; Magnoliopsida; Sapindales; Anacardiaceae
Product: regulation of nuclear pre-mRNA domain-containing protein 1A-like
Exons: 8
Coding region: 339-1904 (521 amino acids)
Biological process (GO): mRNA 3'-end processing
Cellular component (GO): RNA polymerase II, holoenzyme
Molecular function (GO): RNA polymerase II complex binding
Source: RefSeq, a predicted model, not a curated record